AUGGGCUGCGAAAUAUUUGUUAAACUGGCGCUUUUAAUUUGUUUCAUUGCUGGCACUUUCGCCUGCAGUUCGAUGCAGGGUAAGUCAGAAUACUACUUGCUUUAUAAGCGCGCAUUUUUGGUAUGCGUUUUACGUUUUAUGCGGUAUUCAGUGUCGUUUAGUAAGUGCACGCCGUUUUAUACUGCCACCGCAUUCGGCGAUCGAUGCAAAUAUUUCAAAAUUCACUGCGUAGUCACGUUUAGCUGAGAAAUUAUGUUUAGCCUUUUAGGUGAGCUGUUGAAUUCUGUAUUCAUGAGCUAUUUUGAAAGUAACAGCAGAAUGUAGUUGUUAAGUACAAAUACGUUUAAUUCAAGAAAAAUUAUAUUAAUUUUUAUAAUUUACCUUAGUAAUAGCAAAAGUGUCAGAAUACACACAGUAAUUAUUUUAAUCGGCGCCGACAUCGCCGCAUACCGUAAAGUCCCACAAUAUUUUUCGUUUGGCUGUAUGGUACAGCACCAGUACGCCCAUUGUGUUUGUCAAGUGGUUAGGGGAUGUCUGCACACAACUAAGGGACCAUCAUUUCGUAUCUGCUUGAUCACUUAACCGGGUUUAGACACGAUAGUGUAACAUGCAAUGUGAUGCGCUUGAUACGUUUUAGUAUAUGCCUUUCUUAGUUUAUGUAUGGUACUAGAUGCGGUGAAAUCUAUGCACGUUAUUUUAGACUACCACUGUCAAUGCGUAUUUUCGAAAUCCACACUAAAUUCAUGACCAGUCGAGAAAUGGCGUUAGGUUCAUUAGGAAAACGGCCGAAAUCCAUUCGUAUGUAGAUAUUCUGGAAGUAAUGUGUUUGGAAACACUAACCGUCUCCUUAAGUAUUUGAUUAAUUUUGGCCAUCUGCAUUCUAAUAAGCUUAACCCAAAAGUAAGAAAUGUCAGUUUAUGUAUUUUGUCAUCAUAAUAUUUUGUAUGUUGAAGGUCAUAUAAUCUAAUCACUUUAGUCGACGCUAACAUUAACACACGCGGUAAAGUGUCUCCGGCUGCCUUAUUUUCCGAAAUGGCGCGAGAUCAAAUGAAACGGCUCGUGUAAAUAAUUGAACCCACUACGCCAGACAAACGGAUCCAUUGUAUAAAAACAUACAAGCCAUGAUCUAAACAUUUUCUUUUAUUUGAUGAGUUACCCUACACAUGACAUGCCUUGCUAAACCCAAAGAUGUCGGCUUGAAUUUGAGGUACGCAGCGUGUGUUUUACCAAUGAUGUCUCAACGAGGUAAAUUACAGACUAGAGAAUUAUGAAAAAUUUAAUAAGAAUCGUCUGGCCUGUUUAGUACUCUUCAAAUUGCACAUGUCGAAUUAAAUAUGGAAUUGCAUCUCCCAUUAUUAAACAAAACCUUCUUCUAGAAAAUCGUCCCAGAAUCCCAGAUCUAUACGUGGUGGGGAAUUUCCUUCAGCGUAGCUUUGCAGCUUUGAACAAUUUGUUGAGUUCUGUGAGAGAACGCCCAGGUCCAUUGUCAUUAACCAUGACUUUCGGUGAUAUGACGUGGAUAGAACACUGUCGUAUGCAGCGCAUCGUUGACGCAGAAGAAUACAAUUGCAAUGGCAUAACUAUUCCAGCAUACUUCUACAGAAAACGCGUAAGCUGAUCUACUUUACGAAAAACUAACAAGAAGCCCUUGUCAGUUGUAUGUUCAGCUAGGAAGUCCCUUCAUAGCUAUCAGCUGAUGUUGCAUUGUUUUCUUCCAGAGUAGAAAUGUGGAAUGGAAUUUUUGGAUAAUCAAGGUUAUACACUUCGCUGAUAUCAAGGUGAACAUUACCGGACGAAUGGAGCCUGGAAGUAAAAACCGCGGUUGCACAAUCGACACUCUGACUCUGACAACGGAGGCCGAACAGAAUAUUGCAGACGUCAGUUUGCCAAUGGACUAUCUAAGGAAAACGCUUGUGUGGAACCUUAUAUAUUUGGAAAGCAAAAUUCCAGGGGCCUGCUAA
Molecule: messenger RNA, 1961 nt
Organism: Spirometra erinaceieuropaei
Lineage: Eukaryota; Metazoa; Platyhelminthes; Cestoda; Diphyllobothriidea; Diphyllobothriidae
Source: the annotation of a GenBank genome assembly